Messenger RNA from Amorphotheca resinae ATCC 22711, 1381 nucleotides. RefSeq lists its product as hypothetical. The record is from RefSeq and is a predicted model, not a curated record. The coding region runs from base 174 to 1238 and encodes 354 amino acids. NCBI's taxonomy places the organism in Eukaryota, Fungi, Ascomycota, Leotiomycetes, Helotiales, Amorphothecaceae. Gene Ontology annotation, molecular function: oxidoreductase activity. The transcript has 2 exons.
UUUUAAUUGCUCAAUUAUCACGGCCGUUUUAAUCUUUCAGUUAUCACGGCCGUCUCUUCUGUUUCCCUACGCUCUUCUCCUUGCACAAUUUCCUUUCUGUCAUUCCUGCAGUUGCAAUUGCAUAGCAUCAAAGUAAGGCAUUUGCUUCCCUUCCCCCCCAUUCAUCACUCACAAUGUCUCUCCCCACCACCAUCAAGCAAUGGGUAACGGCCCAAGAUGGCCUCGACAACCUGACCCUCACCACCGCGCCUUUGCCCACCGCCGGGCCCGGCGAGGUGCUCGUCAAGAUCACCGCCGUCUCCAUCAACUACCGCGACACCGAGGUAGCGAUGGGUCUCUACAACCACCACAAGGCUACCGGCGGGCCGGCCUUUACUCUCGUUCCCUGCAGCGACAUGUGCGGCACCGUGGUCUCGUCCAAUUCCUCUCUGUGGAAGCCAGGAGACCGCGUCCUGAGUAUUUUCAACCAGACGCAUCUGAAGGGCCAGCUCAAGGCGCAUCACAUGAAGAGUGGGCUGGGCCUGCCGACGCCGGGCGUCUUGACGCAGUAUAGGACCUUUCCUGAAUAUGGAAUUGUGAAGGCGCCGAGUUAUCUACCGGAUGUGGAGGCGGCGACCCUCCCCGUCGCGAGCCUCACGGCAUGGAUGGCAAUCAAUGGGAUGAGACCUUUGGGACAGGCGGGCGGGAAGGGGGAGACAGUCCUGAUCCAGGGGACGGGCGGGGUAUCUAUCGCCGGUUUACAGAUUGCGAAAGCCAGUGGGGCGGAAGUAAUCAUCACCUCCUCUUCGGACGCCAAGCUCGAACAAGCGAAGAAACUGGGCGCGGAUAAGACCAUCAACUACCGUACGAUUCCCGAUUGGGACCAGGAAGUCCUGAAGAUGACGGACGACGAGGGCGUGGAUAUCAUAUUUGAGAACGGAGGCGCGUCCACCCUGCGCAAGUCCUUCGACUGCGUCGCCUUCGGCGGCCUCAUCAACAGCAUAGGCUAUCUCGGCGGGAAGCAGGACCCGCCCGGAGAUCGCACCAACACGAACGUCCUGGCGCUGAAACGAAACGUCACGCUGAAAGGGCUGCUGAACGGCCCGCGGGACAGGCUGGAAGAGAUGCUGGCGUUCUAUGAAGAGCAUAAGAUCACGCCUGUGGUGGACAAGGUGUUCAAGUUCGAGGAGGCGAAGGAGGCCCUGAAAUACUUGUUCCAGGGCGGCCAUUUUGGAAAGGUCGUCAUUAAGCUUGAUUGAUUGAGCGAGGGGCAUAGGACAUCUUAUCGAUCUACCUAUAUCUUGCUUCUAUGUAGGUACAUAGGUAGGAAUCUGAGAACACCAUCUAUCUAUCCGUCUAUACAUAAGGGACCUAGGUAUAUAUAUGUACAUAUAUCUCACAC